Molecule: messenger RNA, 1728 nt
Organism: Haplochromis burtoni (Burton's mouthbrooder)
Lineage: Eukaryota; Metazoa; Chordata; Actinopteri; Cichliformes; Cichlidae
Product: cleavage and polyadenylation specificity factor subunit 7
Exons: 10
Coding region: 218-1666 (482 amino acids)
Biological process (GO): mRNA alternative polyadenylation
Cellular component (GO): mRNA cleavage and polyadenylation specificity factor complex
Molecular function (GO): mRNA binding
Source: RefSeq, a predicted model, not a curated record
CAGGAACCAAAAGUCGAUUGUUGUUUUCAGCCGGUGACUAUGUCAGCUGCACCAACUGCCAGAGUAGCAACAUUAGCUUAAGCUGAUCAGAGAACGAAUGAGAAGUUAACUGGUAGCUCGUGCUAUGAAAUACCUUGUGUGCAUGUGCGAGCUGCACUUAAAACAAAUAACAAUUACUAGCUGGAUUGCAAGUAAUUAAUUAUCUUCGGCCCACGGGAUGGCUGCUGCAGGACGAGAACAUGCAGCUGGACCAAGCACCGAGGACAAAGAUCUAGAUCUAUAUAGUGACCUGAAUCAAAACGACGAGGAUUUGGAUAGAAUUGCAGAAGCAAAUGAACUUUUUGAUGCCGUUCUAACCGGCUCUGUUAACCAAGACAAGAAUGUUGCUACCAAGGAGUCCUUACGUAAGGAGACAUCAGCUAAGGAAGAGGAUAAAUCAACAGAAGCAAAUACUCCAAAAAGAGCAAACUAUCUAAGGAGACUUUCUGUAUAUGUUGGGCAUUUCCCAUGGUGGGUAACUGAGAAUGACCUAACAUCUAUGGCCAAAGGGUUGGGUGUGAAGAACAUCGCAGACAUCAAGUUUGCUGAGGACAGAAGUAAUGGUGUGUCAAGAGGCUUUGCAGAAGUGGUGAUAACGUCAGACGAGUCACUAAAACUAAUGUUGGAAAAAGUACCACAGUGUAAAAUCAACGGGGAAAGGAUAGACUGUCGCUAUGCCACUUGUCAGAACCUUGCUUUUUUUGAAGAGGAAGCAAACAAACGUGUACCCUUGCGAACUAACAAAGAAACCAAGGAAUCUGAUUCGUCAGAUGAGAUUCUCUCAGUAUUAUUAGCACAGAAGACCGCCCCGUCUGCUAUACCUCCACUUUUUCCAUCACAUCCACUUGCUAACAGCUUUCCUCCAUUACCCGGCCCUUCUUUUGGUCAUCCACCUCCCCUGUUUCCACAUAUGCCACAAACAAUCGCUCCGCUCAUGGCAGCCCCGCUGUUCCCUCCUCAUCCAGUCCCUGUCCCAAGCCACCCGUCUCUUGGUAUGCAUCCCACAUACUUCAGCCCAGCACAGGAUGGGCACAGCAGCAAAGCUUACAGCCAACAAACAAACACACCUAAAAGUUCAGAUCAACAUUUGGAGGAGCUUAUGAAUAGAAACAGAACCAUUGCCAGCAGUGCCAUCACAAAAGCUGUGAGUGGUGCAACAGCUGGAGACCUGCAGGUGGCCAUGGAAACACUAUUAACUGCCAUUGCCAUCAUUAAGCAGUCCAGAGUGUAUGGAGAUGAGCGAUGCCAGACGCUGGUCACAUCACUCAAGGAUUGUCUAGUCUCUAUCCAGGGCAAUUCUGGCUACAGUGAACAAAGUCGCUCUGGAAAAAGAGACCGGGACAGGAGUCGGGACAGAGACAGGGAAUGGAGCCGUGACCGAGACCGUGAAAGAGACCUGGAACGGAGUCGAGAGCGUAAUAGAGACCGGGAACGGAGUCGUGGCAGAGAGCGCGAUAGAGACUGGGACAGGAGUCGUGACAGAGAGCGUGAUAGGGACUAUUCUUCUGUCUGUGAAGAUGCAGGAAUGUCUCGAAGACACCUGGAGCACUCCUGGAGUGGAGAAAGGGAAAAGGCGUAUUCACGGGAACGGGAAAGACACAGAGAUCACAGAGACAGGUACCACUAAUUAGACUGAAGUCCUGUGACUGAAGCAGAGCAAAGACAGGCCUUUUUUUUUUUUUUUUUUGG